AUGGCAGACGGAAGCCCUGCUUUGUUUGCUGGCAUUCCUCUAUGGGCUAAUAUCACACUGUCAGCCGCCCUCGUGACAAUAUCCGCCUACUUCGCUGGAACAACUCUUGGCGUUAUCAGCCUUGACAAGAUCUCCCUGAAGAUCGUUGCUCAGGCUUCAGACGAUGCGAAGGAGAGAAGACAUGCAAAGGCAAUAUUGCCAGUACGAGAGCGAGGAAACUGGCUGCUAUGCACAUUGCUCAUUGGAAACACCAUCGCAAACUCGUUCCUCUCUAUCUUGCUCGCUGGCUACACCUCAGGCCUGCUCGGCCUCAUCCUGUCAACCGCUCUCAUCGUCAUUUUCGCAGAGAUCAUUCCACAGGCGCUGUGCUCACGGCACGGGCUGCUCUUCGGUGCAAAGACAAUCUGGAUCAUCCGGGGCGCAAUGCUAUUACUCUCUCCCAUCGCCUGGCCUCUCUCGUAUAUCCUUGACAAGGUGCUUGGACACGAGGUGGGCAACAUCUACACGCGAUCAGAGCUCAAGCACCUUAUCCAGAUCCAUGUGGAGAACCCUCAGCACCAGGAGGAGUCUGGGCUGACAGUGGAGGAUCACCAGCUGCUCUCUGGCGCACUGGACUACAAGGACAAGCGGGUGAAGGAUGUGAUGACGCCGAUGAACAAAGUGUACAUGAUCGAGGCGGGCGUGCGGCUGAGCUUUGAGCACAUGCUGGAGAUCUACCGCAGCGGUUACACGCGCAUCCCCGUCUAUGACAAGGACCCCCAGAACAUCAUCGGCAUCCUCUACACCAAAGACCUCAUCCUCGUCGACCCAGAUGAUGAGUUGGAGAUCCGCACGCUCGUCACCUUUCAGGGCAAGCACACCGUGCAGUACAUCCUGGAUAUCACCCCGCUCAAUGAGGUGUUCAAGCUGUUCAAGACGAAUCGCACGCACAUGAUGCUGGCGUGCGCGCUGGACACGCUGGCGCAGGUUCCCGGCAACAUCCUCGCAUGCGCAUGCCCGCCAGGUGUUAUAACGCUGGAGGAUGUGCUGGAGGAGGUGAUCCAGGAUGAGAUCAUCGACGAGACCGACAACUUUGAGAGCAACGAGCAGAGCAUCCCCGUCGUGCGCCGCCCGGGCCGGGACCGGCCGGACGUCUCCGCCUACCUCGCGCUCUUCGAGCACAAAAUCCGCGAUCAGAACAAGCUGUCGCCCGCCGAAGUGCAGGCGGUGAGCGCGUUCCUGCUAACCGCCAUCCCUGAGUUCGCCAUCUUUGCCUCGGUCGACACCGUGCUCAAGGACGGCUUGGGGGAGGCGCACUCGCGCUCCCUCGACAACUUGUCGCUGUCCGGCAACGAGCAGCCGCUGUACACACGCGGCGUCCCCUCCCCCCACUUCACCCUCGUGCUCCAGGGCCGCGUGGACGUGUACGCUGGCUCAGAGCGCUUCUUCAGCGAGCUGGGCCCCUGGUCGGUGCUGGGCCAGAAGGCGCUGGCGGCCGAGGAGUACGUCCCGGACUUUGACGCGCGCGCGACCGGCGGCUGCCGCAUGCUGCGCAUCCACAAGGACGCGUACCAGGCUGCUCUGCGCAUGGGCAAGACCGACCAGAUCGUCGGCGUUCGCGCCAUGCGCCAGCUCACCCAGGUGGGUCCUCUUUCCACCCGGUGCUCUUCUGAGCUGAGAUGCCGAUUUACUGUUCGCCCGUCUCUUUGA
Molecule: messenger RNA, 1689 nt
Organism: Coccomyxa subellipsoidea C-169
Lineage: Eukaryota; Viridiplantae; Chlorophyta; Trebouxiophyceae; Coccomyxaceae
Product: DUF21-domain-containing protein
Exons: 12
Coding region: 1-1689 (562 amino acids)
Biological process (GO): magnesium ion homeostasis
Source: RefSeq, a predicted model, not a curated record